Molecule: messenger RNA, 824 nt
Organism: Chrysochloris asiatica (Cape golden mole)
Lineage: Eukaryota; Metazoa; Chordata; Mammalia; Afrosoricida; Chrysochloridae
Gene: EMC10
Product: ER membrane protein complex subunit 10
Exons: 7
Coding region: 60-824 (254 amino acids)
Cellular component (GO): EMC complex
Source: RefSeq, a predicted model, not a curated record
CGGCGUGCUCCGCGGCGCUGAGCUCACAGCCACCCUUUGACAGGUGGGAGGGCGCUGAGAUGGCUGCGGCCGGCGCUGAGGCGACUCGGCUGCUACUGCUCUUGUUGAUAGCGGCGGCAGCGCCUAGCCGGGCCCGAGGCAAUGGCUGUCGGGCUGGAGCCGCGGCCCGGGGGGCCGGGGCCGAUGGCCGAGAAGGCGAAGGCUGCGGCACCGUGGGUUUGCUGCUGGAGCACUCCUUUGAGAUCGAUGACAGCAUGCACUUCCGGAAGCGGGGCUCACUGCUCUGGAACCAGCAGGAUGGCUCCCUGUCCCUGUCACAGCGACAGCUCAGUGAGGAGGAACGAGGCCGGCUCAGGGAUGUGGCUGCUCUGAAUGGCCUCUACCGUGUCCGGCUCCCGAGGCGGCCAGGGGCCACUGAGGGUGUGGAAGCUGGUGGCCAUGUCUCCUCCUUUGUCCCAGCGUGCUCCCUGGUAGAGUCGCACCUCUCGGACCAGCUGACUCUGCACGUGGACGUGGCCGGCAAUGUGGUGGGCGUGUCAGUGGUGACGCUGCCCGGGGGCUGCCGUGGCCAUGAGGUGGAAGAUGUGGACCUGGAGCUCUUCAACACUACCGUGCAGUUGCAGCCCCCCAGCGCCGCACCAGGCCCUGAGACAGCGGCCUUCAUCGAGCGCCUGGAGAUGGAGCAGGCCCAGAAGGCCAAGAACCCCCAAGAGCAGAAGUCCUUUUUCGUUAAAUAUUGGCACCUCAUCCUAGGGGGGGCCGUGUUGCUCACAGCCCUGCGUCCUGCUGCCCCAGGGCCCGCGCCGCCACCGCAGGAGGCCUGA